UGUCCAUGCCGCCGAUGCCUCUCUGAGAGGUAUCUUGCAAAGGAGAGCACCCGGGCGAGCUCCACGCGCAUGGAGUUGAGCUCAGACCGUGCGGUGGCAGCGCUGGAGAUGUCGCAGACCAAGAGCAAGGACGACGAGGCUUUCGGCAGCGACGGGGACUACGAGAGCUUGCCACCUCAUGUCUCAGUGACGACCCACAUGACAGCCGGAGCCGUGGCUGGCAUACUGGAGCACACGGUGAUGUACCCCGUGGACUCCGUCAAGACAAGAAUGCAGAGUCUGCAGCCGGAUCCGAAUGCACAGUACCGGAGUGUGUAUGAGGCGCUGAAGAGAAUCAUCCGGACAGAGGGGAUCUUCCGACCGCUGAGGGGCCUCAACAUCACCAUGAUCGGAGCGGGGCCGGCCCACGCCCUCUACUUCGCCUGCUACGAGCGGGUGAAGCGGUCGCUGAGCGACGUCAUUCAGAGCGGAGGCAACAGCCAUUUAGCCAACGGUGUGGCUGGCAGUGUGGCCACGGUUCUCCACGAUGCAGUCAUGAAUCCAGCCGAAGUCGUGAAGCAGAGGAUGCAGAUGUACAACUCUCCGUAUCGAGGGCUCUGGGACUGCGUUCGAACGGUGACGCACACCGAGGGCGUCGGCGCCUUCUACCGCAGCUACAGCACGCAGCUGACCAUGAACAUCCCCUUCCAGGCCGUUCACUUCAUCACCUACGAACUGAUGCAGGAGCAGCUCAACCCGCACAGACACUACCACCCCGGCAGCCACAUCGUGUCGGGGGCGGCGGCCGGCGCCAUCUCGGCCGCCGUCACCACCCCGCUGGACGUCUGCAAGACGCUGCUCAACACGCAGGAGAACGUCGCCCUCAACUCCAUGAACAUCAGCGGCCACCUGACGGGCAUGGCCAACGCCUUCAGGACGGUGUACCGGCUGGGCGGCCCGGCGGCGUUCUUCAAGGGGGUGCAGGCUCGGGUGAUCUACCAGAUGCCCUCCACCGCCAUCGCCUGGUCGGUGUACGAGUUCUUCAAGUACUUUCUGACAAAGCAGCAGCUGGAGGAAGAGGCCGGACCUCGCCCGCUGUAAUGGACCGGCGUGUAUCUACACUUCAUGGAAGAAUGUGUCAAGACAAGGGCGUGCGAGCUCGCCAGGGUUUUUUUCCGCGCCCAGUUCAAGGAAGCGGCCUCAUUUUUUUGUCUCACAAGGAAAUCGCGGCGACGAAGGCGUGGCGGAGAAGAACACUCCUUUUUAACUCACCUGCGACUUGAUUUUGCACAACCAGAAUAUGCAAGAGAGGCGACUAUUUUUAAAAGAACGAGUCCUUCUGAUAGGUUUACCGUUUUCCUCCUCCACACAUUUCUAAUCUCGCCGUCUCGUCUACGUGUGGUGAACACAUGAUUAAGUUAUCUCAGAAAAUGUUUGUACUUCUUAAUAUCGGAACUCCUUAUUUAUUUUGCUAGUUUUUUUUUUUUCUAAGCUAGUAUUUUAUGGAUGCAGAAGAAUGUCAGUGCUGUUUGUUUUAUUUCCUGGCGUGUUUAUAAAGAACCAUCUCAACACAUUCCUUAAUUCUCGGCAAACGAGACGGAUGAGCUGAAGUUGUUCACAUUGCUUCACAUCUUUUUUUUUUUAUUCAUGCUCAACAUAUAAAAUCCUUUUUUUUUUUUUUUUUUUUUCCUUUUUUGGUCUAAACAUAAAAUAUCUACUUUUUAAUCAACAAAUUUUACUCCUCGAUGUGUCACAUGUGCCGACUUUGCAUUUUAAAGUUCCUCAAUUGUUAUUUACACCAAAGUGUCAUUCUGCAUUAACCCUUCAGUCUUGUUGAUCUAGAACUCUUUCCAGACAUUACAUCCUACGUGGAAUCUCCCCCUCUGAGACGUCCCCGGGGUCUCUCAGUGCCCGUCUGUGUAGGCCGUAGCGGUCCAACUUUAUUCGCUUUUUGUAAAGAGCAGAAACACACCAAGCCUUCUGAAUCACGCACAACAAUAGUCUUAAUUUAAAGAAGGCGAGCUGUUGCAGAGUAAAGGCAGCUUGUUGGUGUGUUCAGAACAUGUUUAUGUAUAUUUUAACUCAUUUCCCAGGAAGCCUCGUGAAGGCUGUGCAGUGAGGCCGUUAACUGAGGCGUCGCUCUUGACUUAAUGUCUUGUUCUGAGUGGUUGUUCGAGUCAUGCGGACCUUUGAAAUAAAGUAUGCAGCUUUUUCGUAUAAAUAUAUAGUCUGUGUUUGGGUAAAACUCGCGUCGUCAACCUCUUAGCUUUGCUCCAUGGAUGUUGGGGACACGAGGCCAGUAAAAGCUGGAUCUGGCAGCCGGUCCGCCACUCUCCUUCUCCCUCCACUCAUCCUGUUGUAGUUACACGUUUCCUGUGUGCUCGCUGCUUUCUCCAGCCUAUUGUCUAUUUUUGAUACUCUUGUGCAGAAAUUUAGCCAGAUAUUGACGCAAUCCAGAAAACCGGCAGGUUUAUUUGUUUUUAAUUAUGAAGAAGCUGCUUGUCCCUCCUUCUCCUUGAGAAGUUUGCCAGCGGAGGAAUGAUCUCGGUGACUCUUCACUGGCUUAUUUGUCAUGCUUGUACAUUCUGGGUAAAUUAUUACUAAACCAAAGAGAUGCAUUAUGGUUUGUUUUUUUUUUUUCAUACUGCUUGUAUUUUAUUUUAUUUUGACGCUCUUUGCCUGCCCUCCUUGAAUUCAGCACUCCUCUUUUUUUCUGCUGACUCUGCGUUAUUGCUAAGCGCUGCUCCAUGAGGCUCGUGAGGUUUCCCGUUUUCUGUUGUUUCUGUUUCCAAAGCUUAUUAGCAUUCCUGGUAAGAGCCUUUAAAAGUGGAAUCAUAGAAUUCUGUGAAUGACCUGGAACGUUUUCAGUCUGACUGCAAAAUCACCCCGCGACCCGAAUUUUAUUGUUGACAAUUUAAACUGAUUAUUCUCAAUAGAGUUGCACAAACAAAACAUUCCUCACGUGAACGAAUCACACUUUUUUUGUUUUUUGCCAGCUACUAUUUAAAAACGGCUUUAUUCGUGUGACUUCAUCCAGCUUUUUGAUGCUCGUUGGUUACGCUGAACUGUGUUUAGCCACUAAAGACAUGUUUCAUACUAAAAUCUCCUUGUUUCAAAUCAAAAACACAUCAUCAUUUUCCUCUUUGACCUCUUUGAGCCUUGUUGAAUUUAAUCUUUUGAGAAAACCAUUUAAAUUCUUGUUCACACUCCACAAAGUCCAAAAGCAGCCUGUCGAGUCGGAUAGUUCUUGUGUGUAAUUUGCGGUCAGCACUGUUUCUUCCCUCAUCAAUACUCUGAAAUAUCGAUUAAUAUUGUGAAUCAGAACAGUCGCGUUCUUAAUUACAUGCUUAGGUUUUAAAAUGCAAAAAGAGAGCUAUUUUCAUGUGGUAUUUUCCGUAAUGUAAAUAUUUGUAUGCUGAUUACGCACAAAUGAGAGGAAAGGGGGAGUGGGGGUGAAUUUUGCGGAGUGCCAUCACGAGGGCAGAAGAGCUCGGACCAUGCAAAUAUUAAACGACUGCGAUAACGCCGCAACAGUUUGUAACACUGGAGCUGAAAUAAACAUGUAAGUGAAAAA
Molecule: messenger RNA, 3553 nt
Organism: Salarias fasciatus (jewelled blenny)
Lineage: Eukaryota; Metazoa; Chordata; Actinopteri; Blenniiformes; Blenniidae
Gene: slc25a37
Product: solute carrier family 25 member 37
Exons: 4
Coding region: 70-1080 (336 amino acids)
Biological process (GO): iron import into the mitochondrion
Cellular component (GO): mitochondrial membrane
Molecular function (GO): ferrous iron transmembrane transporter activity
Source: RefSeq, a predicted model, not a curated record